Molecule: messenger RNA, 570 nt
Organism: Xenopus tropicalis (tropical clawed frog)
Lineage: Eukaryota; Metazoa; Chordata; Amphibia; Anura; Pipidae
Gene: crip1
Product: cysteine-rich protein 1 (intestinal)
Exons: 5
Coding region: 8-241 (77 amino acids)
Source: RefSeq, marked provisional
CACCACCAUGCCCAAGUGUCCCAAGUGCCAGAAAGAAGUCUACUUUGCUGAGAAGGUAUCCUCACUGGGAAAAGACUGGCACAGACCAUGCCUGAAGUGUGAAAAGUGCAGCAAGACCCUUACCCCAGGGAGCCAUGCUGAGCAUGAUGGGAAACCUUAUUGUAAUCAGCCUUGCUAUGCAGCAUUGUUUGGACCAAAAGGGUUUGGCCGUGGUGGAACAGAAAGUCACUCUUACAAAUAAAGCAUAGGUCUGAAACUGAGCACAGUAUAGAGGAUGGAUACCUACUAGCAAAAUGUUUUGUUUUAACCUGCCUUAUUAUGAUCCAGAACUAUCUCCAUGAGCAUUGUAUGUAAUUGACUUGAUGAAUGGUGCUAUACACACUACCAGAUGCACUGCUAUGUGUGCUUAGUAAGAGAAAUGUUUAGAAACUUGGUCAUUUUGUUCUAAUACCACUGAUGUAACAGCACUAAAUGAAUAUGAAAUAUUCCAUCAAAAAACAUAAAAUAGCAAUUUUAGCAGGUAUAUAUUAUGUCUACUAAAUAAAUGUAAAGAGUGAAUACACAUGUAAA